Messenger RNA from Toxotes jaculatrix (banded archerfish), 1869 nucleotides. Its product is annotated as leukotriene B4 receptor 1-like. Gene Ontology annotation, cellular component: membrane. Gene Ontology annotation, biological process: G protein-coupled receptor signaling pathway. Gene Ontology annotation, molecular function: G protein-coupled receptor activity. The coding region runs from base 26 to 1057 and encodes 343 amino acids. The record is from RefSeq and is a predicted model, not a curated record. The transcript has a single exon. Lineage: Eukaryota; Metazoa; Chordata; Actinopteri; Toxotidae.
CACUGACAGCGCUCACACUUGCAACAUGAAUCACUCAGCUGUGUUGUCUUCUUCGGAGGAAAUGGUCCCUGAGGAGUUUGAGUGGGACAUCAGUGGGAAAGCAGUGGCUUGUGUGAUCCUGGGUCUGUCCUUCCUGAUAGGAGCUCCAGGGAACCUUCUGGUGAUCUGGACCAUCCUGAGACACGUCAAGCAGCGUUCCCACCCUGUGGAGAUCAUCCUGCACCUGGCUGCUGCGGACCUGCUGGUCCUCAUCACCCUACCUCUGUGGAUCUACUCCCUGGUACACACCUGGGUGUUCGGACAGGCCACCUGCAAUAUCGUGGUGUACAUUAUCAUUGUGUGCAUGUUUGGCAGCAUUUUCCUCAUCACCCUUAUGAGUGUGGAGCGCUUUCUAGCCAUCUGCCAUCCAUUUGUGAUGAUGCGCCGGAAGACCACGAGUGUUAUGAGAAGAUGUCUCGUACUUUUGUGGCUCCUUGCCGUCCUUCUAGGAGUACCCGUUUUACUAACCCAGCCUUUGGAUGAAACUGAUGAAUCUGAGCAGUGUUUUAUCAGAGAAUUCAGCUCUGUGACUCAAGGGAUCGUCUUCUUAUGUCUGGAGACUGUGAUGGGAUUUGCAGUUCCUUUCAGCAUACUUAGUAUCUGUUACUGUCUGGUAGCUGCCCAGAUUAGGAAAAUGAAUUACAGCACCAAACAGAAAUCCAUGGCUCUUGUCCAUGCCGUGGUGAUAGCAUUCACUCUGUGCUGGUUGCCUUACCAUGUUAUCAACAUUGUUGAUCUGGUUUGUAUCUUAGGAUUAGGUGAAGAACAUGGAUGUCUGCCGGAGAGUAUUGUCUUUAGCUCUGGUGCCCUUGUAUUCAUAAGCAGUUCAGUGAAUCCUGUGUUAUAUGUCUUCUUUUCGCGGAACUUACAACAAAGCCUCGAGCAGUCCCGACUUGUCAGGCUGUUCCAGGAAAUGGUCACUCACACCAACAAACCCAGGGAGGUGGUAGUACAACAGCAGACUGGCCAGAGGGCAGCAAAUAUACAGGAAGAGAUGAUGUCAGACCUGACAAACUGAAUCCCUGAGACUGUGACAAAAAGAAAAUGUGAGAUUUGUCUUCUGCAGUUAAUUAAGCGACUACAUUUUAUUUUGAAGGCCUGUAUGUGAUCUGAGGUUCUGAAAGCUUGAAUUUUGAAAACAGUGCUGACAAUGGCAAUGUGCUGCAAAUUAUAUCAUUAACAGAUACCACACUCCCACAUCCUUGCUUCAGAUUUAAUAUAAGCAAACAUGUGACUGUGACAUUUACGUGGUUCUCAUUGUUUACAACAAGUUAUUGUUAUAGUUAUAUAUUUUUUGAAAAGUUUAAAAUGUGAAAUGCUCCUGUCUUGUAUAAUGUUCUUUGUGUAUUUUACAAUGAAUGAAGCAUCUGUUUUUUGACUUGAAAAAUGAAAUGACACACCUCUAAAAUCAAUAUUUUUGGAAAAUGAUACAAUUAUUUCAUUUUUGUUGAUUAUUAAAACUUGAUAAGAGCAUCAUUGUAGCUUAUUUCGAUCAAAGAGAGAAAAACUUAAUUAGAUUUCUUGCCUCUUCGGGAGACAGUAGGUCCACGUUAUUCAUGCAUCAUUCAAAACAACACUGUAAUAUUUUAUACUGAAUAUGUUAUGAUGAACAAGUAUUGGUUCCCACAAACCACAUUCAAAUAUAGUCAUUUGUUACCACAAGUUCAUGUGGGCAAAUGCUCACAGACACAAAUCGGGAGUUUUUACAGUAUGAUUGUCGCCAUCAUAGACACAAAAGUGGUGGCCAAGCAGUUAAAAAGAACUGAGCCCUAUAAAAACUUUGAGUCAUGUAAUUUCAGUGAAACCUUCCAAAUACAAGGAGCGGACACA